UUGCCCAAAAAUAAGGUUAUGCAUGUGCCAAGUUACUUGUUUUGAUGAGAUCUUAGGGAUACAGUUAGCUAAGAAAAAACGUGAAUGCACUUAUCUACAAGUGCAUAAGGUCUGAAAGCAGAGCACACAAACACUGGGAAACAAAAGGUUGCUUUUCUCACUGUAGAAAGAUGUAUCUUCAAAACUUAGUGCCAAAAGUAGAUGUUAGUCCCUUUAAGGGGAAAAUGCCACCAACUGGUGUGUGAAGUCCCGUUUUUGAAGCCUUGUGCUAUCAUCAUCUAGCAAUUUUCCCUCUUAUUUCCAGAAAUAUAGGUAUGGUUCACAGCCCAGAUCCUUACUCAACGACAAGUGGAAUGUUCUGAUAUUAAACUUUUAAAAGAUACAGUUUAACUGAUUUUUUUUAUUUUUAGUUGACAGUACUGGAAUAACUAAAUAAUCCAUAUAUCUCCUUAAAGCCUAAAAUAUGAAAUAAUUGCCAGAAAAUUACACUUUUUGUGAAAAUGCAGACAUUUAAGUUAAUUUUAAUCUCUAUACAUGACAAAAAUCACACCGAUGAUGUAGAAGUCUCAAAAACUCACAGAAAAUCUGUGUGUUUGAAAUAUGAUACACUAGGGUUUUAGAGGACAUAUAAUUGGGGGUUUUUGUAGCGUCUCUAUUCACCCUCAGCCUUCAGAGCACUCUGAACCCAGCAGUUUUUGGAUCUCAGGGAUUAUUUGUACAGUGCAUCUGAUAGUCACAAUGCUUUACUUGUUCCUAUAUUUCAUCAUGUUACAGCCUCAUUUCAAAAUGAGUUAAAUUUACGAUACUUCAUAAUUACAAAGUCAUAAAAAGUUUGCUUGAAAUUCUUGCAAAUAUCAUUUAAAUAAAUAAAUAGUAUAACAUGAGUUUUCACAGCCUUUGCCAUGACACAGUUGGCAGCAUUGAGCUCAGGUGCGCCCUGUUUCCACUGAUCAUCUGUCUGACGUCUCUUCAGCUUCAGUAGAGUCGACCUGUGGGAAAUUCAGUUGUCUGGACAGGAUUUGGAACUUGUCUAUAAAAGAUCCCAUAGCUGACACUGCAUAUCAGAGCACAAACCAAAGCAUGAAAUCCAAAUUACUACAGGACUGACAGCCCCAAUGACCACAGUGGCCUCCAUCAUCUGUAAAUGGAAGUAGUCUGGAAGUGCCUGGCCAAUAUCAGCAACUGAGGUCUUAGUGAAAAGCCUGAGUCAGCGAGGUGAAUGCAAAAUGAGGCUGGGUGUGACUGUAAAAUCUGCUGCUUUAAAACCCGUGAGGGUUGUGUCUCCUGUCUCCUGUGUGCUGCUGAGUGCCUGCCCGAGAGUUUGUCACUGUGCCUACUCUGCUGUGGAAAGUCUAGAAAGAUGCCAUCGGAGACCAAGCCAUCGAUUUUUAAAGGAGUGAAUCUCAACUGUGAGACCAACAACACUGAACAUCACACCAAAAAAAUCUCAAAGGAUGAGCUGAUUGUGAGGCGAGGCCAGCCGUUCACCGUCAAAGUUGAACUGACGGAACCUUUCAAGCCUGACCUUUACCCACUCGCCAUCACUGCAGUGACAGGAGAAAAUCCAUCUGAGAACCUGGGAACAAAGUCAUGCUUUGGUAUCCCAGACAAAAUCCGGCGUUCACCGUCAGCAAAGGCGGUGUGGAAGGUGGAGCUGGAGAAGAGAUCCUACCCACUAACAGGCUCCUUGAAUUUGACCAUUACCCCUCCAGCUGACGCUCCAAUCGGAAAGUACAAUUUAACUGCCAGAUAUAGGGAUGAGGAAACAUUGUUGGCAAAUCUGAUUGUGCUUUUCAAUCCCUGGUGUCCUGAUGAUUCAGUGUCUCUCUCUGAUGAGGCAGAGAGACAGGAGUAUGUGAUGAAUGAACAUGGCAUAAUCUACAAAGGAAGUGGGGACUACCUCAUAUCUAUUCACUGGGACUUUGGGCAGUUUGAAGAGGACAUGGCAAAGAUUUGUCUGAAGAUCUUGGAUGUCAGCCCAAACCACCUGGAAAACCCAGCUAAGGAUGCUUCUGCUCGCUGUAACCCCAUCUACGUCAGCCGCGUGGUCAGCGCCAUGAUCAACAGUGGAGAUGAAUAUGGCGUCCUGGAGGGACGGUGGGCAGGUCCAUUUUGGGGUGGGGAUGAACCCUCUCACUGGUCUGGCAGCUAUCCCAUCCUCAAGCGCUGGCACAACAUCGGCUGCCACCCAGUCAAAUAUGGACAGUGCUGGGUAUUUGCUGGCGUGAUGUGUUCAGUAAUGCGUCUUUUGGGCAUCCCAUGCCGUGUGGUCACCAACUACCAGUCAGCUCAUGACAGCAACAAGAAUCUGAUCAUUGAUGUGUACCAUGCUGACUAUGGGGUCAGAGAGAAAGAGACCAAGGACAGUGUGUGGAACUAUCAUGUCUGGUUAGAGUGCUGGAUGAGGCGAACUGACCUGGCAAAAGAUGGUAAAUAUGACGGCUGGCAAGUUGUGGAUCCAACACCGCAGGAGAAGAGUGAUGGUGCAUACUGCUGUGGUCCAGCCCCAGUCAAAGCCAUCCUGAAUGGAGAAACCGAUCUCAAAUAUGAUGUCCCAUUUGUCUAUGCUGAGGUCAAUGCUGACUGUAUUGACUGGCUGUGUAAAGCUGAUGGCACAAUGGUGAAUAUUUUCUCUGACACCAAGAGAGUCGGACAGAACAUCUCCACCAAGGCUGUUGGCUCCGACACGAGGCUGGACAUCACAGGCAGCUACAAGUACAAGGAAGGGACUGAGGAGGAGAGGACUGUAUUUAAAUAUGCUCUCACCAGAAAUCACCCCAGAGAUGAUGAAAUAAAGGAUAAUGAAGGGCCCAGGGAUGCAGAUGUGAACAGGACAAAUAAUGCAAACCAGAAUGGAGGGAUGGUGGAUGGAGCUGGGAAUGCAGGGAAGGAAGUGAACAAGACAGAUGAUAAGACCACAAACAGCAGAAAUGCAAGAUCUCCUGAGAGCAUCCUUCCACUUCCACAAAUAUCCAUGUGUUUUGAAGAGGUAUCCAAGCCAAAGGACGGUCAGGACGUGAGUCUGAGGCUGGUGCUGAACAGUGAGAGCCGCACUGCCAGGCCUGUGUCCAUCAAUAUCAGCGUCCAAGCCAUGAGAUACAAUGGCUCACCGGUUGAAAACAUCCAGAGUGAGGUGAAGGAAGAGACACUGCUGCCUGGAAAAGAUCUGUCCAUCCCUAUCUUGGUCCCCUUCUUGGUGUACCAUGAGCACAUGGUGGACUCUGAGAGCAUGAAGAUUUCAGCUAUGGUCACAGAUAAGCUGGAGCCAAAAAAUGUGUACCUAGCAGUGAAUGAUGUCAUUCUGUUGGAUCCUCCAAUCUCCAUCACCCUUCGUAGUCCAGCGAGAGUGAACCAGAGCACCGCUGCUGAAGUGGUUUUCAUGAACCCAGUUAACAAGACACUGACUGAUUGCACUCUGACUAUUUCUGGAAGUGGUCUAGUGGAUAGGGAGCAAAAAUGCAUACUUCCAGAUCUGAAGCCAAGCAACAGAUUACGUGCCACUGUAUUCCUGUUUCCCAACAAGACUGGCAAGAAGACUCUGGUGGCCAGCUUUGACUGCUCCUCCUUCAGACACCUAAAGUGCACCUGCAUUGUCAACGUCCUCCCAUAAAUCCUCAGAAUCACAGAAUAGGAGUUGUGUAAUCUCAAUGAGUAAAUCAAUAAAAAAUUACUCUUUUAAAAAAUACUUUAUUAGCUUUAAAAAGCAAUGUGAUAAGAGGGUUUUUUCUUUGUGUUUUUCUUUACUUUCAUAAAGAAGUGAUUAUCAGAAGAAACUUUUUUGAGACUGGCUCCCAAAGGGAGUAAAUCCAAACAGACUGCUGUGUUAACUUGUCUGUAUCAUUGUGGGCUCUUUAUCUUACAAGGUAAAGUGCCUUUAGACGACUGUUGUUAAGUUUCAUGUGUAGAAAGCAUUAAUCAUACUAAUACUGCGCUGUUAUUAUUAUCACUGUUUUUAAAAUUGCUUGAAGAGUCAAAGCCAUUUCAUAUAAAAGUCAAAUUUAUUUGUAUUAUAUGUCAUCACUGGCACCAUGUACACUGAUAUAAAAGCUCACACUACUUUGUAUUUUAAGCUGUUGCAGGCGAUUCAGCUACAAACUCACAGCAAUGCUAAUGUCAAAACUAAAGUUUACAUACAUAAAGAAUUUAGCUAAACCUUGAAAAACAGACACACGCCUGUAUUCUCAAUGUGUUUUCUCAGACUUUAACUAUUCUUAAAAUAUAUAUGAGUCAGUAUUCUUGCAACUUUGUUCCUGCUCCUGAAGAAGCUAGAAGCAAGCACACGACGACAACAAUACAACAGUAAUAUUUGCAGUAAGACAGGCUUGCUACCUCCCAAAGGAACUGGAGCUCUUCAUUGUUCAUAAAAAGUUUGAUAGAGUAAUUAUUAUUUCCCUAUGUUCGCAUGAUUUCAUCUGUACUGUGCAUAAGAUGGUAUUAAAGCACCUCCCUGUGGCUGAGAAGUAAACUAAACUGUUCCGUUUUCACUGCUUAGAUUUCUUUCCCUGAAUAUAUAAAUAAAAUGGGUAUCA
Molecule: messenger RNA, 4529 nt
Organism: Oreochromis niloticus (Nile tilapia)
Lineage: Eukaryota; Metazoa; Chordata; Actinopteri; Cichliformes; Cichlidae
Product: protein-glutamine gamma-glutamyltransferase 5
Exons: 16
Coding region: 1220-3610 (796 amino acids)
Biological process (GO): peptide cross-linking
Cellular component (GO): mitochondrion
Molecular function (GO): protein-glutamine gamma-glutamyltransferase activity
Source: RefSeq, a predicted model, not a curated record